UGGAGAGGAGAGUUUGGCUCUGGACUUUAGCUGAAUGGCAGAUUCGCCCGCGACGUCGUCUUCUACAGUAAACUAAAAAUAUAAACAUUACUGAACAUGAACAGACAGAUACUCUGGUAGUGGUAGAGAGCUCCACCAUUACAAACCUAAAACCCAUCCAGUCCCAGUUUCUUGUUCUCUGUAACCCUCCAAUCGAAUCGCUGAAACCAAAUUCCACACUACAAAAACCCUGCUGCCCUCAUCAUCUUCGCCCAGAAUGGCCUCAACUAUGUCAUUUACCUUCAAGUGCAGGUGCAAGCUUCCUCAUUUCCAUUACAAGAUAGUCCACAAGGAGUUUCUGACACUUAGACCGAGAACUGCAGCAACAACCAGUAGGCAUCAUACCUCCUCCAUCUUCACCUUUCACCCUUGCCUUAUCCUUAACCCCAAUCCCCGCUCCUCUCCUCUUGUCCGCCCUGUCAGCAAUGACGGUGGUGGCGCAGUCGACGCCACCCCUCAGUCCUCCCCUUCUACUGAGGUUGAGGCAUUGGAGGGAAACUCUUCGAGCUCUGGGGAUGGUUACGUGGCUUUGUUUGUUCGGAUGCUUGGGUUGGACAACGAUCCUCUUGACAGAGAGCAGGCGAUUGUUGCACUGCGGAAGUAUGCACAAGGAGGGAAGCACUGUAUUGAUUCUAUUAUGCAGUUUCGUGGGUGCAUCAAUCUCACUGUUAACCUCCUUAAAUCAGAUUCUAGUUCUACUUGUGAAGCAGCUGCUGGCCUCCUACGGACUGUUUCCUCGGUUAACCUUUACAGAGAUUCGGUUGCCGGAAGUGGAGCAAUAGAAGAAUUAAUAGGCAUUCUAAGUCGAUCUUCUCUCUCACCGGAGGUGAAGGAGCAGAGUUUAUGUACUUUAUGGAAUUUGUCAGUUGAUGAGAAACAUAGAGCUAAGAUUGCGAGUGCUGAUUUCCUGCCGGCGCUUAUUAAGUUCUUGGAUGUUGAAGAAAUAAAAGUCAUGGAGGCAGCAGGAGGAGUGCUCGCAAAUUUGGCUUUGAGCCAGUCUAAUCAUAGCAUCUUGGUUGAAGCUGGUGUUAUUCCCAAGCUGGUAAGGCUAUGUAUCCAAAAUCAAAACCAAAUUCAGGCAAAGAUCUUAAAAGCUGAUCUGGAAGAAUCCAAAGUCAUCAGAAAGGAAGCAAAGAAUGCGUUGCUGGAACUUGCAAAAGAUGAAUACUAUAGAGUUCUUAUAGUAGAGGAAGGUCUGGUUCUAGUUCCUUUGGUUGGAGCAGAUGCUUACAAGUCCUUCAGACCAGCUUCACAUUCAUGGCCCUCUUUACCUGAUGGAACAGAAUUUGAAAGGAGUAACUCAGGUCCUUCAAGAUAUGGUGCCUCUGAGCUGCUCCUUGGAUUAAAUAUUCAAGACAAGAAUGUUAGCUUAGAGGAAGCUAAAAUGAAUGCAAUAGUAGGGCGAAGUCAACAACAAUUUCUUGCACGUAUUGGGGCCAUAGAAAUGGAAGAUGGAAGAAAGCCUUACUCUGGAUCAUUGAUGAAUGAGAGAUAUACACUCUUACCAUGGAUGGAUGGUGUUGCUCGCUUAGUUUUGAUUCUUGGACUUGAAGAUGUUACAGCCAUUUCAAGAGCUUCACACUCAAUCGCUGAUGCAGCUAUCAAUGAACACAUGCGAAUCUCAUUCAAGGAAGCUGGAGCUGUCAAGCAUUUAGUUCAGCUAUUAGACUGUAAUGAUGAUUCUGUUAGAGUAGCUGUUACUCAUGCUUUGGAGAGGCUUUCUGUCAGCAAUAAUGUUUGCCAAUUAAUUGAAGCAGAAGGUGCUAUAUUUCCUCUGGUUAAUUCUCUGAAGCACAAGGAGAUAUCAGAAAACCUUUUGGAAAAGACCAUGGAUAUUCUGGCCCGGAUUUUAGACCCUGGUAAAGAAAUGAAAUCAAAGUUUUAUGAUGGACCAGUAAAUGGAUUAGGAAAGUUAUUGAAUUCAACAACUGCAAAUGGUGUCAGAGGAAUAGUGGGUACUCCAGAUAAUAUGCCAGUCUCAAAAAGAACUGCUAGGGAAAGUAUAUUAGAUUUUGGUUUCAUUUCUUGCCUUGCUGACAUCUUGAAGACAUCAUCCCCAAAUUUGCAAAGAAAAGCUGCAUCCAUCCUUGAAUAUAUAGCAGUUAUUGAACCAUGCAUGGAUAAAAUCAUUGCAGCAGAUAUUGAAGCUGGGAUCUAUUCUGUUUUCCAACAAAUAUUUUUAGAUGACAUGGAAGAUGAUAUUGAUGGUUUGAAGCCAGAUAUUAAUGCCUUACAAGUUGAAGAAGCUGGUCUUGCAAUAUCUGCAGCAUCUAGACUGUUAACAAAACUGCUAGAUUUUGAGAAGUUUCGUUCUGCAAUAAAAUCAUUGCAAAUGAUGAGGGUGCUAUGUAAAGUACUGAAAUCAGACAUCCCACUUCAUAACAAAGAUUGGGUUGCAGCGUGCCUUGUAAAACUUGAGUCAUUGUCUGGUUCCCAUACAGAUCCUAGUAGCUCUAUUAACAUGGAGGUAGCUCUUUAUGAGACAAUUCCAAGACUAGUUGAACAGAUUAAAACGUCUUUCUCUUCAGAAGCACUAGAAGCUGCUGUUGUUGAACUUAACAGUAUAGUAUCCAAAGGAGUGGCAGAUUGCACAAGAAAGGUUGCUGCAGAGGGAGGGAUUUUCCCAUUGGUAAAGGUAAUUGAAGAAGGGAGUGGCAGGGCUGUGGAAGCUAGCUUGGCUAUACUGUAUAACCUAAGCAUGGAUUCCGAGAAUCAUCCAGCCAUCAUAGCUGCUGGGGCAGUUCCAGCAUUGAGGAGGAUUGUUCUUUCACAGGGACCAGAGUGGAUGCGUGCACUGCAUUUGCUCAGAACUUUGCCUACACAGUGAACAUGUAUGGUGGCACUUGGUCACGCAGCUUCUGGAUUUGAAUGAAAAUGCAACUGUAAGAGAUCUUGCCUCAGCCCAGUCAUUCAUCAACUAUUCUAUGUGAGCCGCGUCAUUUAAUGUACCCUGUUCACAUCUGAUGUAAUCAAUAGUUUCAAAAUGUAUAAAAAUCAUUCAUAAUUUUGGUACAUAUUAUCUAUUCUUGAAUCA
Molecule: messenger RNA, 3073 nt
Organism: Nelumbo nucifera (sacred lotus)
Lineage: Eukaryota; Viridiplantae; Streptophyta; Magnoliopsida; Proteales; Nelumbonaceae
Product: ARM repeat superfamily protein
Molecular function (GO): protein binding
Source: RefSeq, a predicted model, not a curated record